AUGGCAACCGCAGCUGUAAUUAACGGAGCAAUUAAUGGCUUCAAUAAUAGAGAGCCAGACUUAUCGCACGCCGCUGUAGAGAAUGCACCAGCCGAGAAGUCAACCCCAAUUAUCCAGACCAAGGACAGCGCACCAACAACCGUACGCGAUGGACCAGACGUAGACGAGACAUCACCUUAUUACAACCCUCGCCUUACUUUGAUCGAUAGAUUCGUUGACGAACCACGUCCGCUAAGAGUUGGUGUCAUUGGCGCUGGCCUGGCCGGUAUCACAGCAGGCAUUCUUCUACCAGCCAAAGUCCCUGGCAUCAAGCUUACCAUUUACGAGAAGAACGCCGAUGUCGCAGGGACAUGGUUUGAGAACGUUUACCCUGGUGUACGAUGCGAUAUUGCAUCGCACGUCUACCAAAGCACAUUCGCGCCCAAGACAGACUGGUCGGACAAGUACGCACCCGGCCACGAGAUCCGCGAAUAUUGGCAAUCGGUCGCGCGAAAGUUUGACGUUUACAAAUACGUCAAGCUCAAUACUAGAGUCGAGGGAACAACCUGGGAUGACGAAGAAGGUGUAUGGAUCACAAAGCUGCGGAACGUGAAGACAGGCGAAGAGACGGUCGAGAAGAAUGAGUUCAUCUUGACCAGUAUCGGACGAUUCAAUGACUGGAAAUUGCCCGACUACCCUGGAAUAUCUGAGUACAAAGGACACCUUCGCCAUGCCUCCAAUUGGAGCACGGAUUUUGAUCCCAAGGACAAGACGGUCGCGGUCAUUGGCAACGGAGCGAGCGGUAUCCAAGUCACAGCAAAUCUCCAACCCAUCGUCAAGCGACUUGAUCAUUAUGCCCGAAACAAAACAUGGAUUGCAGCAUCCUGGGCUGGUGAAGAGCGAAAGAUCGAGGCCCAGCCAUAUACUGAAGAAGAGAAGAAGAAAUGGGCAGAAGACCCCGACGCAUACUUGGCCUUCCGAAAGGAUCUCGAGGGUCUAUACUGGACCAGAUUUGACUCGUUCUUCCGAAACAGCGAGUCUAAUCAGAAGCUUCGCGAAGCGUUCAUCGACAUUAUGAAGAAGCGCCUGGUGAAGAAGCCAGAACUUCUUGAGCACAUUGUCCCAGACUUCUCGCCGAAUUGUCGACGUCUGACACCAGGGCCAGGAUAUCUUGAGGCUAUCACUGAAGAUAACGUGGAGUACAUCCGCACACGGAUUAAGCGCUUCACGGAGUCGGGUAUUGAGACUGAGGAUGGCAAGCAGAGAGAUGUCGAUGCUGUCAUUUGCGCGACUGGCGCGAACGUUGACAUGGUUCCCGCAUUCCCCAUCCGCGCGCAUGGACAGGAACUAAGUAACCUGUGGAAAGCUGAUGGCACGUAUGGCUAUCCUUAUACAUAUUUUGGACUUGGAACGCCUGGUUUCCCUAACCUACUCUUCGUCCAUGGACCGCAAGCAACAGGUCCAUCGGGAACAGUCCCUCACAGCGUUGAAACGCAAUUGACAUACUUCUCCAAAGUCCUCCGCAAGGCUUCGCGAGAGGGCAUCAAGUCUCUGAGCCCAUCCAAACAAGCAGCAGAUGACUUUGUCGAGUACUCGGACGCCUUUUUCGCCAAGACAGUUCUUACAGAUAAAUGCAGUUCAUGGUACAACGGAGGCAGACCUGGUGCCAGAAUCCACGGGCUCUGGCCUGGAAGUGCAGGGCACAUCACGUUCGUACGACAGGAACCUAGAUGGGAAGAUUGGGAGUACAAGUAUAUCGGCGAUUCUAAGAAUCGUUUUGCUCAUUAUUUGGGCAACGGAUGGACCAAGAGAGAGACGGAUGUAGAGGCUGAUCAAACGCCGUAUCUUCAAAGGCCAGAUACGAUCGAUUUGCGGGAUAUUCACGAGAAGUGGUGGAGUAUUCCAUAG
Messenger RNA from Fusarium redolens, 1887 nucleotides. RefSeq lists its product as uncharacterized. The transcript has 2 exons. Lineage: Eukaryota; Fungi; Ascomycota; Sordariomycetes; Hypocreales; Nectriaceae. Gene Ontology annotation, molecular function: NADP binding; flavin adenine dinucleotide binding; N,N-dimethylaniline monooxygenase activity. The record is from RefSeq and is a predicted model, not a curated record. The coding region runs from base 1 to 1887 and encodes 628 amino acids.